CCUGUAUAUAAAUAGCCACACUUACAUAACCUAAUCUGCCAAAAAAAAUAAAAUGCUCAAAAACGCUUUGAAAUUACUUAAACGCCAAUUGCACGCGAAAUCCGUUGAAGUGCCCGAGUGGUUGCCGAAUAGUUUUGAGCUUUCGUCGAGCUUCAACGGACGAGCGGAGUACGCGCGCGAUGUGGCGACCAGCAUGAUCGUCUACGAGAACUUCUUAAGCGUCGAUGAAGAACAGAGCAUUCUAAACGAGAUCGAGCCCUACCUGAAAACGUUACGGUACGAAUACGAUCACUGGGACGAUGCAAUUCACGGAUAUCGCGAGACGGAACGAUUGCACUGGAACGACGACAAUGUGAAGAUUCUCGAUCGCGUCCGAUCUUUGGCCUUUCCGCCUAGCGUCACUCCGCUACAGUACGUUCACAUAUUAGACAUCGAUCGAAAGGGCUACAUUAAGCCGCACAUCGAUUCGGAAAGGUUUUGCGGCGACACGAUCGCGGGUCUGAGUCUCCUCAGCGAUUGCGUUAUGCGCUUGGUGCGCGACGACGAGAAGGAGUUGCACGUUAACGUCCUGUUGAGGCGGCGAUCGUUGUAUAUAAUGAAGAGCGUCGCCCGGUAUAAGUACACGCAUGAAAUCCUAAAGUCGGACUGUAGCCUUUUUAAGGACGAGGAAGUGAGGAGAGAGCGGAGGAUCUCAGUUAUAUGUAGAAAUUCUCCGUAGCGAAAUUAAAUUAUCCGUAAAUAUUUAAAUAAAGAAUUAUUUAUCAUUAAA
Photinus pyralis (common eastern firefly) is the source of this 769-nucleotide messenger RNA. RefSeq names its product alpha-ketoglutarate-dependent dioxygenase alkB homolog 7, mitochondrial. NCBI's taxonomy places the organism in Eukaryota, Metazoa, Arthropoda, Insecta, Coleoptera, Lampyridae. The coding region runs from base 53 to 718 and encodes 221 amino acids. Gene Ontology annotation, biological process: fatty acid metabolic process; DNA damage response. Gene Ontology annotation, cellular component: mitochondrial matrix. The record is from RefSeq and is a predicted model, not a curated record. The transcript has 4 exons.